ACACAUCUUAUUUCUUUCUUUAGUACCUUUUAAGUUUCAAGAAUUGUACUAUAGUUUGAAAGUCAUAGAAAAAAAUAUGUCUGGCUUUUAUGAAGUUUGUGGUGAGGAACUUUUUCAUGUUCAUCCUGAUCCUGUUAUCUUGGAACUCAAUAAUUUGCAGAACCAACUCAAAGAGAAGGAUCGAGAACUUGGAGCAGCGGUAAGUGAAAUUAAGGCUCUGAAAGCAUCUGAAGUCCUCAAAGACAAGGUUCUUGAAGAGCUCGGAAAUGAAUUUCAAAGAUUGGAAGGAAAGCUGAAAAUUGGCGAAAAUGUAGUUGAACAAAAGAAUCUUGAUAUCAAACGUCUUGUUAACGAGAAGAAAGAAGCACUGGCUGCACAAUAUGCUGCUGAAGCAACUCUUAGAAGAGUAUACGCAGAUCAGAAAGACGAUGAUUCUCCUCCUUUUGAGUCCAUUAUUGCUCCCCUCGAGGCAGAGAUUAAGAUGUACAAGAAUGAGAUUGCAGCAUUACAGGAGGAUACAAGGUCAUUGGAAAGACACACGAGGUCUAAAGAAGCCGCGUUGCUUGAAGCAGAACGGAUUCUAAAAAGUGCUUUAGAACGAGCAUUAAUAGUAGAAGAGAUUCAAAAUCAGAACUUUGAGCUAAGAAGACAGAUUGAAAUCUUCCAGGAGGAGAACAAAAUACUUGAUAAGACGAACCGUCAAAAGAUUCUUGAGGUGGAAAAGCUUAGCCAAACUAUUUUAGAGCUUGAGGAGGCAAUUCUUGCUGGAGGAGCAGCAGCUAAUACACUUCGUGACUACAAACGACGUAUUUCUGAGUUACAAGAGGAAAAGAGGACAUUGGAAAGGGAACUAUCAAGAGUAAAGGUUUCAGCAAACCGAGUAGCAACUGUCGUGGCAAAUGAGUGGAAAGAUGAAAAUGACAAAGUUAUGCCUGUAAAACAAUGGCUAGAAGAAAGAAGGCUGUUGCAGGCAGAGAUGCAACGAUUAAGAGACAAAUUAAACAUAUCAGAGAGAACAGCGAAGGCAGAAGCACAACUCAAGGAUAAGCUAAAACUGAGGCUCAAAACACUCGAAGAAGGUUUGAAGCAAGCAUUCAAUCCUAAUGGAUCGACAAAACCUCAAAAGACUAAACACUAUCUUGGAAAUAGCUUGGUAAAAAAGAGUUUAUGGACUUCUCGAAAUAAGAUCAUUGGCAAUACUGUUGGAAAGGAAAAUGCAGAAAUGAAGGAGAACUCUAUUGUGGAUAUAAACUACAAAGAAUCCAUAGACACGCAUAAGAUCAAGAACCGAGGAGGUGAUCAGGAUGAAAAUAAGACUAAUGGAUGCAGCCAGAGCGAUAACGAUGAUAUAGUAUCUGGUUUUUUGUAUGACAAGCUACAGAAAGAAGUUAUCUGCUUGAGGAAAUUUUGUGAGACAAAAGAGUCAGCUUUGAGCACUAAAGAUGAAGAGAUUAAGAUGCUAACAAAGAAGAUUGAGAUGUUGUCGAAAGCUAUAGAAGUUGAAGCAAGAAAACGAAAAGUGAAGCAACAAGGAUCAUGAGAACAUCUUGAAGAUUCACGUAAAAAAAAGGGCAGCUCGGUGCACUAAGCUCCUGCUAUGCGUGGGACACUAUGAAUCUUGAAGAUUCAUGUAAUGGAACAAAAAAGUGAAGCUACUCUCUUGGUUUUCAUCCGUCUGAUUCUUGUAUUUCUUGUAUAUACAUACAAAGAAUGAAUAGUAAUUGAUCAAAGGAAUAAAGAUUCAAUUAAUUUGUGAUGUGUAAAGUGAGUGAUUAACUCUGUCACAACUGGAAUGUAAUAAUU
Messenger RNA from Solanum stenotomum, 1803 nucleotides. Its product is annotated as microtubule-associated protein 70-5-like. The transcript has 11 exons. Bases 77 to 1540 code for a protein of 487 amino acids. NCBI's taxonomy places the organism in Eukaryota, Viridiplantae, Streptophyta, Magnoliopsida, Solanales, Solanaceae. Gene Ontology annotation, biological process: cytoskeleton organization. Gene Ontology annotation, molecular function: microtubule binding. The record is from RefSeq and is a predicted model, not a curated record.